UGUUUACAGUUCAUUAGCACUAUAGGCGGAGAGCAGGACUACAAUGUCACCGAUAAAACAACUCUCUAUCAUUUACGAUCCGGUUAAUAACAGUAACACAUUCACAAACGGCGAUGUUAUUAAUGGUCGAGUCAGUUUCGAAGUGACUAAAGAAGUUACGAUUGGAAGCCUUUACAUAAAGUGUAAAGGGGAAGCAAAAGUCAGCUGGAGCGAGCGGCGGAAUGACCGACACCGUACUUACAGUGCUAAUGAAAGAUACUUUAAACUCAAACAGUAUUUCAUUCAGGACCCUUCAAAGAAAGGAAUUGAAGAUCCCGGUGUUAUAUUAACAAGUGGAGAGAUCUACAGCAAUGUGGUUAAGCCCGGAAACCAUGUUUAUCCAUUUAGCUUUCAACUGCCCCAUGGAAAUUUUCCAGCAUCUUUUGACGGCUGUCAUGGCUCAGUAAAGUACAUUCUCGAAGUCACAGUGGACCGUUCAUGGAAAAUGGACCGCACUGAAAAAAAAGAAAUUCUCUUUGUGCCAAGGUUUAUUGGUGUCAAUUUAAUGAGCCCACAGAGUGGAUCUGUCGACAAAAAGAUGAAACUUUUCUCCUCUGGAAGCACUUCAGUGAAUGCAACAAUUGACAAAAUGGGCUAUAUGCAAGGUGAGGUCAUCAAGGUUACCAGUGACAUCAAUAACUCAUCUUCCCGCGACCUCAAACUGAAGUACAGUCUUGAGCAAAUACAGUCCUUCUUUGCAGAGGGUCACUCCAACCAUUGCUACCGUACUAUUUUUAAAAUUGUUGGGGAUCCCAUCCCAUCUGGAUCAAAGCAAACAGUCAACAAAAACCUGACGCUUCCAGCCAAUCUGAAUUUGAGCAUUAUGCACUGUAGGAUUAUGAAAGUGGAGUACAUAUUUAAGGUCUAUUUGGAUGUGCCUUAUGCUAGUGAUCCUGAGAUCAAAUUCCCAGUGACCAUUCUUCCUGCAGGUUAUAUUUUUUCUCCAGGACAAAACCAGCCAGCUUAUCAGCCCUAUGGAAACCCAGGUGCACCAGGAUGGAACCAACCCCCACCCCAGCCUGGAUUUGGGCCCAGUCCCCCAGGAACUAAUUUUGGCCCAGCCCCAGGGUUUUACCCAGGUCCCUACCCUUUACCUGUGUGUCCAAAUCCACAAGCACCUCCUCCUUCCUAUUCAGACCUCUAUCCAAAUCCAAAUUCAGCAGCCUCAGACUUCAAUUCUGUUCCAUCAGCUCCACCCUUUAAUCCUCAGCACGCUCCUAUGGGAUAUCCAAAUCCAGUACCAAGUGCCCCGCAGUUCGGUCCAGGGCCUGCUGUCCCAGGCUAUGUUCCAGCAGGAGCUCCCUCAGGAUUCUGGCCAAAUCCAACCACACAACCAGAAUCUUAUCCAACUAAAUCCCCUGAGAAACAUGAAUAAUCUGAAAGUUUAAGGACACAUGAAAUUAUGAUAUGGAUGACACUGUGGUUUAAGGAUGCAGGAGGGCAUUGGGGUUGCUGGAAUUUUACACAUCAAAUAUGCAAUGUGUGCAUAUUAUAUUGUUUAAUAAUAAUAAUAAUAUUAUUAUUAUUAUUAUUAUUAUUAUUAUUAUUAUUAUUUCAGUUCCUCCAGCACCCCUAACACCUUCAUCCUUUUUUAUAUAUAUUUUUUUUAUACCAGCAUAUGGCAUAGCAUUUUGGGUUCACUCCAGUAGGUUCCUGAUAGUACCAAAGAAUUAAAGUUAAUUUUGUAUAAUUUACAUUUAUGACAAUAAUGACUUGUGUAUAAAUAUAUCUGAAUUAUAUUGGUAUACAUGAAAAAAUACUUUUUAUUAGCUUUAAAUUAUAUUAUUAGUACUAGUAAUGAUAUUAGAAAACACAUUUAGGGAUUAACAUCAACUAUGAGUUUGCAAGCUCUGAGUUGCUUUUUACAGUUUUAACAGCUGCUUAAGUUUUCUAAAGAUUUGUGAAAUUUUUGAACAAAAAUUCAACUGUGUCAAGCAAACAAUCAUUCAUAAACUUUAGAAAGUUUUAAAAAACACAAAUCGAUCAAAUCAUAUGCACUAUUAAAUUGACACUAGAUAUAGAUAUACAUAAAAUUCUCAAAUAUACAAAUAAAUUGAUAAAUCAAUGGGGAAAAAAGAAACUUGAAACUGGAGGAAAGCUUUUACAAAAUAUUUAAAUGUUUUCUGUCCCCAUCGACAUCAGUGCUCUGACCCAGUAAACAAAUUAUUAUGAAGCUACAGAGACUACAGCCAGAUUUCACUGUCAAAAAAGAUGACUUAUGAUCAUACUAAUGUACACCACUCCCUCAGUAAACAAACUUGAAGUCACAAAAAAGUGAGUAGUUACGUUUUUUUGUUGUUGUUCCACUGCAUUUCAUUAUGUAUCUGCAUCAAGAAAAUGACCUCAAUAAAGGACCCAAUUUUGUAAGCUAA
Messenger RNA from Tachysurus vachellii, 2411 nucleotides. Its product is annotated as arrestin domain-containing protein 3-like. NCBI's taxonomy places the organism in Eukaryota, Metazoa, Chordata, Actinopteri, Siluriformes, Bagridae. The transcript is spliced from 7 exons. The coding region runs from base 44 to 1414 and encodes 456 amino acids. Gene Ontology annotation, biological process: protein transport. Gene Ontology annotation, cellular component: cytoplasm; plasma membrane. The record is from RefSeq and is a predicted model, not a curated record.